GCGCCUGCUUGGCGGCAGGUGGGAGGAAGCGGAAGCCGGUGGUGUUGGUGUUGAGGGCGAGCGAGAGGUGAGGCCUUGCUGGGCGGCCCACGUGAGGCGAGGAUGAAGCUGAGCACGCAGGCCUACUGCAAGGUGGUGCUCCACGGGGCCAAGUACCCGCACUGCGCCGUCAACGGGCUGCUGGUGGCCGAGAAGCCCGGGUCCGGGCCCACCUCGCCCGGCCUCUUCGUCGACUGCGUCCCGCUCUUCCACGGCAGCCUGGCCCUCGCGCCCAUGAUGGAGGUGGCCCUCACCCUGAUCGAUUCAUGGUGCAAAGAGAAUAGCUACGUAAUAGCCGGAUACUAUCAAGCUAAUGAGCGUUUAAAAGAUGCCAGUCCAAACCAGGUUGCUGAAAAGGUUGCUUCCAGGAUUGCAGAAGGAUUCAGUGACACGGCACUCAUAAUGGUGGAUAAUACCAAAUUCACAAUGGAGUGCAUUUUACCGGCAGUUCACGUCUAUGAGCAUCACGAAAACAAAUGGAGGUGCAAAGACCCACACUACGACUACUGUGAAGACUGGUCCGAAGCCCAAAGGAUUUCCGCCUCCCUUUUGGACAGCCGGUCCUACGAGACGCUGGUGGAUUUCGAUAACCACCUGGACGACAUCCGGAAUGACUGGACAAACCCAGAGAUUAACAAAGCGGUCCUCCACCUUUGUUAGGGAGGCUCCCAUUGACUUGACCUAUUGGCAUUUCCAACUGCUCCGAAGAAGAAGAAAUGGCAAAGGGUUCUCGAAUGUAAAUAGAGUGCCAGUGGUUCCUUCAAGUGGAAAGCCAAUGAUGCAUCGGUAGGGAAAGAAUGUGUCACUAUGCAGUAAAACCUUUUUAAUGGGAAUCCUUGGGAUAUCGGCUGUAGUUUGCAAGCCCCUUGGUGGAUUCUCCCACACAUUACAACAUCAUAAUAUAAUACGUUGCUGUAAUUUUUUUCCCAAUCAGGAAGUAGUCUCCUUGUCCCAAACCAUUCGUAGUAAAAAAAAGUUUUGACAAAGCUUUUAUAACCUUUAGAGAGUAAUUUUUUAAAGCAAAGACAUUUAUGAAGUAUCUUUCAGAGCGUUAUGCAGUAGUUUUUAUUUUUUAUUUUGGCAAAAAACAAGGAUCUCAACUCUUAAGUGAAAAUGAGAUGUCCAGUUUGAGAACUGCCCUUCUCGGUGUUGGACAUUGUGCACCACGGUGCUUUGUGUAGCUAGGACAUGCUGUGCAGGAAGGAGGAAGAGCUUGACAAGUAGUAGGGUCUCAGAUGCUGCCAAGUUUCCCAGGCGUUGGUCCCAGAUGCUGCCAAGUUUCCCAGGCGUUCUGAGAAUGCUGCAAAAUGUUACAUAAGCCAUUUAAAUGGCUCAUUCGUUCCACGUUUUCAGCACAUGGGAUGUUUGGAGAAGGCAAAUGAGUUAUGGGCUUCUUCUUUGUCUAUUUCUGUUGCAAAAGUGCUUCUCUUUUACCUUAUGGCUGACAAAUCUUAUAACUUUGUAUUGUCGAAAGCUUUCACAUCCAGAAUCCUUGGGUUUUUGUGAGUUUUCCAGCUGUAUGGCCAUGUUCCAGAAGCAUUCUCUCCUGAUGUUUUGCCUGCAUCUAUGGAAGGCAUCGGCAGAGUUUCUGAGGUCUGUUGGAAACUAGGAAAAUGGGGUGUAUAUAUCCCAGGGUGGGAGAAAGAACUCUUGUCUUUUGGAAGUAGGUGUGAAUGUUGCAAUUGACCACCUUGAUUGGCAUUUAAUGGCCUAGCAGUUUCCAAGGUCUGGCUUCCUACUGCCUGGGGGAAUCCUUUGUUGGAAGGUAAUUAGCUGGCCCUGAUUGUUUCUUGUCUGGAAUUCCCCUGUUUUUGUGUGUUGUUCGUUUUCUCUCUCUUACGAUUUAGAGUUUUUUAAUACUGGUAGCCAGAUAUACAAAAAAGCCAUUGAAAUCCACAAGCAUGUGGACAAUUUAAAUAGAAAG
Molecule: messenger RNA, 1963 nt
Organism: Anolis sagrei ordinatus
Lineage: Eukaryota; Metazoa; Chordata; Lepidosauria; Squamata; Anolidae
Gene: EMC8
Product: ER membrane protein complex subunit 8
Cellular component (GO): EMC complex
Source: RefSeq, a predicted model, not a curated record